Messenger RNA from Ctenopharyngodon idella (grass carp), 2535 nucleotides. RefSeq names its product PH domain containing endocytic trafficking adaptor 1 (gene pheta1). NCBI's taxonomy places the organism in Eukaryota, Metazoa, Chordata, Actinopteri, Cypriniformes, Xenocyprididae. Bases 993 to 1781 code for a protein of 262 amino acids. The transcript is spliced from 3 exons. Gene Ontology annotation, cellular component: recycling endosome; early endosome; trans-Golgi network. The record is from RefSeq and is a predicted model, not a curated record. Gene Ontology annotation, biological process: retrograde transport, endosome to Golgi; endosome organization; receptor recycling.
ACGCACCAGUUCUCUUAAACCUUUCUCUUCACGAGUUUUUCUAUCUUUAUAAACCGGCUUUAGCAGUUUUACGCUAGUAACAAGGCUGCAUUUGAUGGUUUAAUGUCAAGCAAACUGCUCGAGCUUAGUCGAGAAUGACAAAGACUGUAUUAUAAGUCAUCAUGUUGACUUCAUUUCCACAUGCUGUGCUUAUGAUGAUUGAUGAUUUCCUGUUUUUACGAGUGUAAAUGAGUUUGAUACGGUUAUAUUAUCUUUUGUUAACACCGCAUUGGUCGUGGUUGUGUGUUGCAGAUGUGAUCUGACAGUAUAUUUCUGCAGCAUUCCGAUGCUCACUUGAAAUGUAGUGUAUAUAUCAUUUACAGUUUCGCAUUGGUAUAAAACUGCUGUCUGGAUCACUAAAACUUUUGUAGUAGGCUGGAUUAACGAGUUGUGCCACUAAUAACCCUGUUUUGUUUACUGCGGCAGUACCAUGGAACAGUAUCAGAUGGAAAUACCAUGGUAUUUUGAUGUAUACAUGAUACUGAAAUGCAUGUAUCAUGGUGUUUACGUGAUAUUAAAAUCAACUUCCAAGAACACCAUGAAAUAUGUCUAGAACAUGAGACUACCAUGGUGCUCAUUGGUUGCUACUUUGUAAAUGUAACCUUAAAAAACAAAAAAACAAACAAGUGAUCAGAUAUCAAAGGGUAAUGCUAUGAUACUUUAAAAUGGAUGUACUAUGGUAUUUACCAUAGUAAAUGUCCUAAGUAUUACUUUUUUUGUAUAUAAGGUAUUUAAGAAAAUAUGUUUUGUAUUAUCCUUAUAAAAAGUGUUGUGGUGGUACUAUUGUAAAGUGAUGGUAUCAGAUGGAAUAUCCAUGGAAAACAUGGAAACAAGCAGAAAUGGGAUGGAGAUGUUCUACAUGUGCUGGUGUUUUGAUUGACGGUUGGAAGCAGGCCACACGUGAAGGGUUCGCAGAAGAGCUUUGAAAGAACGAGACGGGUGUCCUCGCCAUCAUGAAGUUGAAUGAGAGGAGUGUGGCGCAUUAUGCCACAUGCAACUCUCCUCCAGACAAGACAGGCUUCCUCUUUAAGAAAGGGGAACGAAACACGGCGUACCAUCGCCGCUGGUUUAUUCUGAAGGGCAACAUGCUGUUCUACUUCGAGGAGAGGGAAAGUCGAGAGCCCAUUGGCGUCAUCGUCCUGGAAGGCUGUACGGUGGAGCUCUGCGAGUCUGAGUCCGAAGAGUUCGCCUUCGCCGUUAAAUUCGACUGCGUCAAAGCGAGGGUGUACAAGAUGGCUGCGGAGAGCCAGGCCGCUAUGGAAUCGUGGGUCAAGGCUCUGUCACGAGCCAGUUUCGACUACAUGCGACUGGUUGUGAAGGAGCUGGAGAGGCAGCUGGAGGAGGUACAAGGAGAGAGAUUGUUACAAGCGAAAAACAAGGCGAAGAAACACCAGUCGCAAGUGCAGGGAGCAGAAGCGGGCCUCCGAACCGCCGCCCCGUCCCUACAGAAUGCCGCCAUAACGGGGCCUUUGCAGGAGGGGCUGUCUAGCAGAGAAAACGGGGUGUCUUGGAGUAAAAACAGUGGUGUGGCAAAUGGUGUCAGCGAGGGCUGCGCCUGGGACGGGGACUGCAGCGCAAAGGCAGAAGGAGUCAGACCACCUCCGGUACCUCCGCGGAGGAAGACCAAUGGCGGGUCACUCGAGAGCCCCGUUUCUCCUGGCACAGGCUGCUUCUCCAAACUUCAUGACUGGUACGGCAAAGAAGUGGCUGAACUGAGAAUAGAAUGGCUGCAGAGCAAAUGAAUGAAGCUGGACAUCUGGAAGAGACUCUGAAUAUACAUCCGCACUCGUACCGUGUUUAGUGUGACCUCGGUUUUUAAGACAUAAUAGGUCAAAUUCAUCUAAAAACGGAGAGAGCAUCAGAAAUCAGAAAGAUAAUCGCUUGUCCACUGUUACUGAUUUUUUUUAUGUGACCAUUUUUUUAAAGGAACAUUCUGCCAUCAUUUACUCACCCUCAUGUCAUGUUCCAAAACUGUGAAAAAUCUUUUUUUUUUUUUUUUUUUUUAAAUACAGCAAGUGACCAAAGUUAGAAAAAAAUCAUUUAUUAAUUAUAUAUGCAGCAAUAUUACAAAAUAACCACAAUAUUUACUUGCAUAUAUUUUUACUAAUACAUGAAAAACAUUGCAUUUCCUUGAACUGUUUAGGGUGGACCUAAAUGAAUCUUUGAAUCAGUUCAUUGGAUCACACAGUUUGAACUGAUGCACAAAAACUAAUUUGAACUCUUUACGCAAUUUUUACUAUUGAAGUUUAAUUCAGAAAUGCUAUUAAAAUCAUCCUAACAUUCCUGUACUCACAAGUAGUGAGACAAGGAUGACAGUCUUAAUUUUCAAAUAAAAAGUGCAUUAAAGUCAUCGCAAUAAUCACAGUAGAAAAAUAUUAUACAUUGUCAGAAAAGUCAUUGCAAUAUUGGUAUAUCGUCCAACCCUAAUGAUUACAGAUUACUAGAGAUUUACUGAUACAGAUGAUUAUUUUUUUGUUUAAAUUUUCUAUUUACCAA